AUGGCACACUACACAAGGACUGCAUUCGUUACCCUUACGUGGUUUCCCGUUCUCUACACCUUCCAUAACCAUGUGUAUCAGCCAUGUCAUAUUUCAGGAACUUCAAUGUCUCCUACGUUCAAUCCUGGUACCACCACCACUUCUCAAGAUAUCGCCAUAGUUCAAAAAUACAAUCUUAAACGACCCAAUUCGCUCCGGCGCGGCGACAUAAUCAUGUUUCGGUCGCCGAACAAUCCAGAAAAGUUGGUUACGAAGAGAAUUACCGGAUUACAAGGAGAUACAGUGUUUCCCCACAGUCCACCAUAUCCGAAAAACCAGGCAUUGAUUCCACGAAAUCACCUCUGGGUUGAAGGAGAUAACACGGCACACUCGGUUGACUCCAACACAUUUGGCCCUAUAAGCCAGGGAUUGGUGGUGGGAAAAGUGGUGGCUAUAAUAUGGCCUCUUUCCCGGAUGCAAAUCGUGUAA
Molecule: messenger RNA, 468 nt
Organism: Meyerozyma guilliermondii ATCC 6260
Lineage: Eukaryota; Fungi; Ascomycota; Pichiomycetes; Serinales; Debaryomycetaceae
Gene: IMP2
Product: endopeptidase catalytic subunit
Exons: 1
Coding region: 1-468 (155 amino acids)
Biological process (GO): mitochondrial respiratory chain complex assembly
Cellular component (GO): membrane; mitochondrial inner membrane peptidase complex
Molecular function (GO): serine-type endopeptidase activity
Source: RefSeq, a predicted model, not a curated record